AUGGCAGUAAACCUUGACGAAUAUGAUGAAGAGCAAAUUAGGUUGAUGGAGGAAAUGUGUAUUCUCGUUGAUGAAAAUGACAAAAAAAUUGGAUCUGAUACCAAAAAAAAUUGUCAUCUCAUGAAAAAUAUAAAAGAAGGAUUGUUACAUCGAGCAUUUUCUGUAUUUUUAUUUAAUUCUGAGGAUAAAUUAUUAUUACAACAAAGAUCAUCAGAUAAAAUCACCUUUCCAAAUAAUUGGACAAAUACAUGUUGCUCUCACCCAUUAAAUACUAAAUUAGAAUUAGAAGAAGAAAAUCAAAUUGGAGUUCUUCGUGCAGCUCAAAGAAAAUUAGAGCAUGAAUUAGGAAUUAAAGCUGAGCAAUGA
Molecule: messenger RNA, 366 nt
Organism: Entrophospora candida
Lineage: Eukaryota; Fungi; Glomeromycota; Glomeromycetes; Entrophosporales; Entrophosporaceae
Source: the annotation of a GenBank genome assembly